CUCACAUCAGCAGAUGCAUCUUGUCCCACAAGCAACAACCUUGGUCUACUUGGAGGGAAGAAGUAUAACGUCUCCAGAGAGCUCUCUGAGAAUUUGCCAUGGCCGCCGACCCUGCAGCAGAACUACCUUUCUUCUUCGGCAGCAUCAGUCGCGCUGACGCUGAGCAGUAUUUAAAGCUGGCCGGCAUGUCAGACGGGCUCUUCUUGCUGCGUCAGUGUUUCCGAAACCUGGGUGGCUAUGUCCUCUCCAUGGUGUGCAACAUUGAGUUCCACCAUUACACCAUUGAGAAACAGGUUAACAACACCUACUGCAUCGCACGAGGCAAACCCCACUGUGGGGUUUCAGAGCUGUGUGAGUUCUACAGCAAGGACCCUGAUGGGCUGGUGUGUGCUCUGAGGAAACCCUGCUUACGCUCCCCGGAUACAGCGAUCCAAACCGGUGUGUUUGACAGCCUGAAGGAACACAUGUUGAAGGAGUUUGUCAAGCAGACCUGGGGCCUUGAGGGAGAAGCCAUGAAGCAAGCGAUCAUCAGUCAAGCUCCUCAACUGGAAAGGCUCAUCGUCACUACAGCCCACGAGAGGAUGCCUUGGUAUCACGGUCAAAUCCCCCGACAGGAAAGUGAGAGGCUGCUCUAUCGCGGUAGUCAACCAGACGGCAAGUUUCUCAUUAGAGACCGAGAGGAGCCGAAUACUUUUGCACUCUCUGUCAUGUAUGGAAAAACUAUUUAUCACUAUCAAAUCAUCCGAGGCAAGUCAGGAACAUAUUCUAUGCCAGGAGGGACACAGUUUGAUACAAUAUGGCAGCUGGUAGAGUACCUGAAGAUGAAAUCUGAUGGCCUGGUGACAUGUCUUGGCGAUGCAUGUGUCAACGGAGCGGCUGGAAAGCUACCCAGUCUUCCAGCAACAAGGAGAAUGGGCCUAAAUAGCUACACACCGACCCCUCGAGGCUCGGUACCUCUGAAUGUGACUGCCAAGGCCGCCCCAGCAGCUGUACCUGCAGAUGAUCUUCUACUUCCAAUGGACUGCGUCGGGUUCAACGCAUAUCAUAAUCCCAACGACAUCAAGAAGUUUAACAUUCGGAGGGACCAGCUGAUGAUCGACGAGGUUGAGCUCGGCUCUGGCAAUUUUGGCUGCGUGAAGAAGGGAGUCCUCAUGGCUGACAACGGCCAGAUGGAUGUUGCCAUCAAAGUGCUGAAGAGCGACAACGAGGCGCUAGUGAAGGAGGAGAUGAUGAAGGAGGCGGAGAUCAUGCACCAGCUGAGUAAUCCCUUCAUUGUUCAGAUGCUGGGGCUGUGCAGGGCUGAAAGUCUGAUGCUGGUCAUGGAGAUGGCUGCCGCCGGACCUCUCAACAAGUUUCUUUUCUCAAAUAAAGAUACGGUAACGGUGGAGAACAUUGUCAACCUGAUGCACCAGGUGUCCAUGGGGAUGAAAUAUCUGGAAGAGAACAACUUUGUGCACAGAGAUUUAGCAGCUCGCAAUGUAUUGCUGGUCAACCAACAGUCUGCUAAAAUUAGUGACUUUGGGCUGUCCAAGGCCCUGGGAGCGGACGACAGCUACUACAAGGCCCGUUCUGCAGGCCCAUGGCCGCUGAAGUGGUAUGCGCCAGAAUGUGUCAACUUCCGCAAGUUCUCCAGCAAAAGUGACGUGUGGAGUUUCGGGGUCACCAUGUGGGAAGCCUUCUCAUAUGGCGGGAAACCCUACAAGAAAAUGAAACAGGUGGAGGUGAAUAAUAUGAUUGAAAGUGGGAAGCGCUUGGCGUGUCCCGCAAAGUGUCCGGAACGGAUGUAUGAACUGAUGAAAGAAUGCUGGAUAUACAAACAUGAGGAGCGCCCCGACUUCAAGAAGGUGGAGGAGUCCAUGAGAUCUUACCAUUAUUCCAUAUCAAACAAGGUUAAACCAGAAGGAUUUGCCUCUGCCGCUGAUCCGACGAAGCCGACAUAAAAAAAAACAACAAGGCACAUUCUGUCCCAUGGCUGUACAAUGUAUCCAUUCAGCUGGUCAUUAAACAAGCAAAACAAAGAACUAUUUAUGAGCCGUGCACACUGCCCAGCCUGAACUCAAGCAGCCAUACAGCUGUACAGGCUUCAGUGACGAUAAGGAAGCAUGCGUAACAUCAGUCGGCUAAAUACGAUACAUCUUUACUGUGUGAUAUCUUAGUGUGUACUGCGAGUAUUUCUUCCGAUACACUGUAAGAAGUGACUUUGUGCAUGGUCUGUCAUAAAAGGAGCUCAAAAAACAUGUUUUUUUCUAAACUGAAUAAAUGUUGCUUGUCUCCAUAAAAUAGCAAUGUCUGUAUGUUAGUGUCUUGUAAAUGUGCUAAAUCCGCAGGUUUUAAAGUGUGAGGUAGGCCUGCGGAUACUCCAGGGAAGGCGCAGCUGUUGGAGACUUUUUUUUGUUUCGAACCUAACACUGUUAAUAAUGUUCAUUGUAAAUUCACAGCAAAAACUGGCUAAUAAUUGCAUUACUUUCACUGUAAUCUACUGUGGAAUAUCUACACAGCCACUUACUGCAACAGCAACACUGGGAUUUUACAGUCAAUUACAAUAACGCUUUAAUGUUACAUGCGCUCUCAUUUAAACAGCAUACUGCCACAAACUGUACAAGGGUGCAUCUACGGAACCCCUGAAGAGACAAAUCAGUUUGAAUUUCCAGUAAAUUGUUGUGAUAUUACAGAGGACUAUGAUUACAGUGAUAUUAUGUGAUAAUAUAGUGUUAUUUUCCAGUGAAAUAACAGUUAAUCGUUCAUUGCUGUGAAAUAUAAGGGUACUGUAAUUUUUAGUCAGCUAUUGUAGUGUUACAGUACAUUUUGAUUACAGUAUUUUACAGUGAAAAGACACUGCUAAAUGCUGUGAAAUCUUAAUUUUUUUUUACAGUGAUGCUAACGUCAGACAAGAUCUUACAUUUUAUUUUGAUUAACGGUUUGUACAUUUUACUCUCUUUUGUACGC
Molecule: messenger RNA, 2946 nt
Organism: Entelurus aequoreus (snake pipefish)
Lineage: Eukaryota; Metazoa; Chordata; Actinopteri; Syngnathiformes; Syngnathidae
Product: tyrosine-protein kinase ZAP-70
Exons: 13
Coding region: 99-1940 (613 amino acids)
Biological process (GO): intracellular signal transduction; cell differentiation; protein phosphorylation
Cellular component (GO): extrinsic component of cytoplasmic side of plasma membrane; cytoplasm
Molecular function (GO): ATP binding; signaling receptor binding; non-membrane spanning protein tyrosine kinase activity
Source: RefSeq, a predicted model, not a curated record